AUGAAGGCCACAUUCGCUUAUGUCAUGGUCGCCGCGCUCUUCGGACUGUCGCAGGCUUCCGUUACCCCGCUCAACAACAUCAUCCGCCACGAGUACAACCUGAACGCCAGAGCUGGUGUUCACGGCAACCUGGCCGCGAUCGCCCGCCGUGAUGAGGCGGCGGCGCACACGCCCGACUACCACAUGGGCGCAUCAGCAACACCAGGCAACGGGCCACUUGGUCCGCCGAGUCUUCUUCACACCAAACGGAGCACAGCCAGAUCCAUGGCACUCCAAGCAACUUUCAACCUUCGAUUCUUGCAUGCGUUAGACAUGCCACCUAGGGUACAUGAGCGGGAGUUUACGGGCGAGCUGGGAAUAUGA
Colletotrichum gloeosporioides is the source of this 363-nucleotide messenger RNA. RefSeq lists its product as uncharacterized. The record is from RefSeq and is a predicted model, not a curated record. Lineage: Eukaryota; Fungi; Ascomycota; Sordariomycetes; Glomerellales; Glomerellaceae. The coding region runs from base 1 to 363 and encodes 120 amino acids. The transcript is spliced from 2 exons.